GCUCUGCCCGAAAGUUUGUUUCUGUUUGCGGUAUUGCUAACAUGGAACCGGCAGACGAGCCACCGAGCGAAUCUUUUCAUACAAUUCCAAUUUAUCAAUUUGACGCGUCUUCCGACAGCGAUUCUGACGACCCAGGACGUAUUGUUCCUCCCAUAGGACCU
This is a messenger RNA of Scutellospora calospora, 161 nucleotides long. The record is from the annotation of a GenBank genome assembly. Lineage: Eukaryota; Fungi; Glomeromycota; Glomeromycetes; Diversisporales; Gigasporaceae.